Microbotryum saponariae is the source of this 2685-nucleotide messenger RNA. The record is from the annotation of a GenBank genome assembly. NCBI's taxonomy places the organism in Eukaryota, Fungi, Basidiomycota, Microbotryomycetes, Microbotryales, Microbotryaceae.
AUGAGGGUUAGGAACGGCGCGUUCUUUGGUAAUCUGUUUAGAAGCGCUCGUCUGUUUAGUGAAGCCUGGCGAUGCGCACCAACCGUUGUCUUCUCUCCACGGUUGGAUUACACGCUCGUCUUUUCUGCGUGCGGAUCUGUGCCUUGCUUUCAGUUGGUGUGUUGGGAAUGAGGGUUAGGAACGGCGCGUUCUUUGGUAAUCUGUUUAGAAGCGCUCGUCUGUUUAGUGAAGCCUGGCGAUGCGCACCAACCGUUGUCUUCUCUCCACGGUUGGAUUACACGCUCGUCAGUCUCUUAUUUGGUAGCGUCUGUAUUGCCGCAAGGCACAGAUCCGCACGCAGAAAAGACGCAGCGCAUAUCCAAGAUGGCUACGACCACGGUGGAUUCCGGGUCCGCCAUUCAUCGCGGCCUUAUGGGCGACUUGUAUGGCAACGUCGACGCCACGAAUUGGGGAACGGCCAAGGAUCGACUCCAACGGGUGUUGGAGGGCGAUGGCCGGUUCAAGCACGUCACCACCGAACUCAGCGUUGGCCCAGAGCCCGAACAGUCCGAGUUCACCCGUACGCAAGGUGGCUCCACAGUGGCCGACGUAGCCACGUUCCGUACACAACAUCGGAUCUACCGUCAUGACGUCGACGACCUCGAUCAAGCCUUGGCGCAGGCCCGCAACAUCUUGUUCGUGUGCCUGGGGGAGGCCACGUUCGCGCGCAUUGCAGAUCAGCCAACGCACGAGCUGUGGGCGGCCCUCGAUAAGGAUCUCGGCGCCGCAUCCCACGACUUCGCACGGUCGGAGAAACUCGAUGCCCUGUUUUCGUACCAAGCCUACGUCGACGGAGACCCUCUCGACCCUUGGUUGUCGCACUUCAACCGGUUGUUCACCGAUCUCAACGCCGCGCACGUUUCCCGCGACAAGGCUUACCAGCGCGCCAAGAUCGACGGGGUCAAGUACACGCAAGCUGAGUUUGACAAAUGGGUUCCGCCGCCUGCGUUGUCGGAAGGCAUCCGCAUGGACCUCUUGAAGGCGAGGAUGCCACGGCCUAUUGUCACGGUUAUCGACGCCCUCGGCCCUCUCCCGUCGCUCAGUGAUGUGGAGGGCGCGAUUCGUCGCGCGGCGAUGUCUCGCUCUUCCGGCACCGACGUCGCCGAAGCCCUCGCGGCGAAGACUCAGGGUCGUCGCAGGCGCCCCGCUCGUUCGUCCGGCAAACCGAAGUCCAGUUUUCUCCCGGCUUCAAAGGUACCGGGUCUCGUGGACAAGUGGCCGCACGGGGUUGCGCAGAACGGUCGCCUGAGGCUGGGCCCGUUGCAGUGUCGGAAAUGCUACGAGCAGGGUCAUCUUGGCGACGAAUGUACCGUCCCCGCGACCGAACUGUCCCGUCGUCGGGUUGCCGUCUUAGCCAAGCACAACAUCUCCAUCGGCGCGGCCGACGCGAUGGCGCUCGUGGCUGAGUACGGUCCCGACCCAUCGGUUGACGACGACUCUUACGAGAUUUUUUUUGCCGACGUCGCCCUUGACACCGAAGUCUCUGCGCUGUACUUGCACGACGGUCCCCGCUACCUCCUCGACUCGGGGGCGACGCGCCACAUGACCACUCGUCGGGAUCUCUUGGUCGAUUUCCAGCCUUUCACGACGGAGCGUGUGCGCGUAGUCGGCGCAUUCAAGUCCAGCGCCAUGGCUGUCGGCAAGGGCACCCUUCGCUUUGACGCCAAUGGGGUGCCUCUCGAGCUCCGCGACGUCCUUCUCGUCCCGGGUCUGUCCGCCGAGCUCGUCUCUCUUGCCAGUCUCAUGAAGGACGGGUACCAGCUGUCUGGGAUUUGCGACGCCGCGGGCGAACAUUCUGGUCUCACCGUCUCGGGUCCGGCUUCGAACCUCACCUUCGCUCUCGAUCGCAACCACUACGUUCUCCAGGCGCGUCCGGCCUCACCUCCUCUGGCGGAUCACCAAGCGCUGACAGCCACCUCCUUGCCUACAGAUGUAGUGCUUUGGCAUCAGCGUUUGGGUCAUCUGUCCUGGGGUCAUUUGGUAGAACUUGCUAAGUCGGGCGACAUUUCCCUCGACAUCUCUGCUGUAACCCGGGAUCAACUUCGUCUCCUUGAUCAGUGCGAUGCCUGCUGCUCCGGCAAGGCCGUGUCUGCCCCCAGUCGUGAGGCUGCCCACCACCCCGCCGACGCACCUUUCGCUCGGGUCUUCGCCGACGUGUGGAGGCCUUCCCCUGUCCCUGCUCUCUCCGGCGUCCGAUAUCUGUGCGGUAUCACGGAUGAAUACUCACGUUUUCGCUGGGUUCGCGGCAUUCGGCUCAAGAGCGAGGCUUCGUCCGUACUCAAGGGCUUCGUUGCGAUGUCGAAGAUCCAGUACACUGGCCCGGGAGUGGCGACCUUGCGCACAGAUAGGGGGGGUGAGUUCGUCAACAACGACCUCCGGGAUUGGCUUGCUGAGCGGGGCAUUUUUCACGAGCUAUCCACGGCAUACGAGCACGGUCAGAUGGGCAUACAGGAGCGGAGUUGGCGUACAAUUUUCAACUCUGUUCGGGCGUGGCUUCAUCGUUCGGGACUGCCGUCAUCGCUGUGGGAAGAGGCUGCGCAGGCGGCCAUCUACGUUAUCAACCUCCUCCCGUCGUCGCCUCUGCAGCAGCGCACCCCUGAUGCCGUUCUUCACGCCGCUGCGGGUCCUGUUACGUCCACCCAAUAA